This is a messenger RNA of Carassius carassius (crucian carp), 3984 nucleotides long. Its product is annotated as ephrin-A5b-like. The transcript is spliced from 5 exons. The record is from RefSeq and is a predicted model, not a curated record. The coding region runs from base 714 to 1394 and encodes 226 amino acids. NCBI's taxonomy places the organism in Eukaryota, Metazoa, Chordata, Actinopteri, Cypriniformes, Cyprinidae. Gene Ontology annotation, biological process: regulation of cell-cell adhesion; axon guidance; regulation of actin cytoskeleton organization. Gene Ontology annotation, cellular component: plasma membrane; external side of plasma membrane. Gene Ontology annotation, molecular function: ephrin receptor binding.
UCUCUCUUUCUGAGACAGCAUGGCUCAUACACUCUGACCAACUCAGCUGCCUGGGAGUUUACAGUCGUGGACCAUAUCUUACCACUGAAUCUUGAAAACGCUUGAACCUUUGUGCAUUUCGUCCAGAAAGAUAGUUUGGCUUCCUUAUCCUAACCUAAAGACAGCGCUUCAGGAAGGGGUCUACAUUCAGUUCAUAAACGUCAAGGUCUGACCAUACAACCAGAGCACAGGUCUUCAUUCACAUGUUGGAGAAUGAGUGCCAGUGGACAUACACUGUUGUUUUCAUUCACUCAAACUUACUCGAGUAAUCAACCGCGCAAGAUCUGACGGGGUUUGGAAUGAGAAGUGAACAUUCAAAGGACCUGCAGUUUGUCUAAUUGUUUUCUUUCCUGGUGGAAAAGUAAGUCGAUAAAACGCAAGAAAAGAUGUGCUUGAGAUGAACGCUUUAUCAGCCUGGACUACAGUCGGCGAGAGCAUUAAACCGGAUUCUUAGUGUUUCUUCUAAUAGCCUAAUUAUGUACAUGUAACUGUGACUCUUGAAUGACUUUAGCAUUCCUUGCACUGCGGUCGUAUAGAUCUGUCUUCAUCUUUUGUACUGUAAAAGAAACAUCCUUUAAAGAGAAGUGGGGCAUUCAAGGGAAAUCUGACGGGUCGCGUACUCCUUCAUCCCCGCAACGCUGUAUCCAAGGAGGCUGCGAUUGAAACUUUCAGAAAUGCCGCAGGUGGAGAUGUUUUAUUUUGUGUUGAUCAGCCUGUGGAUGUCUGUGUUGGGCCUGGAACCGGCGUCUAAGGUUGUGGCGGAUCGCUACGCUGUCUACUGGAACCGAACAAACCCAAGGUUCUACCGAGGAGACUACCACAUUGAUGUAUGCAUUAAUGAUUAUUUGGACAUAUACUGUCCCCACUACAUUGACACAGUCCCUGAGGAGAGAAUGGAGCGCUACGUCCUCUACAUGGUCAACUACGACGGCUACAGCUCUUGUGACCAAACGGCAAAAGGUUUCAAGCGUUGGGAGUGCAACCGGCCUCGCUCGCCCAAUGGGCCGCUGAAGUUCUCUGAGAAGUUUCAGCUUUUCACACCAUUCUCACUAGGAUUUGAAUUUCGGCCAGGCAGAGAAUAUUACUAUAUCUCGUCUACAGUCAGUGAAAACGGGAGACGGAGCUGCUUGAGGCUGAAAGUUUUCGUCAGACCUUCAAACAACUGCGAGAAGAGUCACGACCGCGUUAAGGUCAAUGAUGGAAGCAUUAACUCUAUAGAAGAUAAUAAUGACGGAACGAGUCACGAAUCUGCCGAACCAUCCCGAGGAGAUGUCAACGGCGUUGGACGCAUUCAGACUGUAGGGCCCUUGUUGGCCUCAGUGCUGGUUCUUUUGGCUUCUCUCUCCUCCUUAUAGCAUCCCGCGCAUAAGUGGUGACACCUGAAAUACACAGGAGGACUCGUGAUCGAGCACUUUUAAGGAACACUGAGAUCUUUCUCUCAGCUGAAAUGUAGUUUCUCGCACAGGAAGACUGGAUGGUUUUCAGUGAACAAAAGCCCCACCCCUCGAAAAAAAAAACACCUCUCGUUAUACACAGAAAAACCCACUAAACUAUGACACGCACACUAAAAUAGGUCCGUGUCCUUUUGGUGCCCCUAUAUGACGUUGGAGAGGGACUUGUAAUUGGGGGCAGAGGAAGAAAAAUACUCUUUUUCACAAUGACUGCUUUCAGUGUUGCCAUCCAGAAAAGAGAAGUCAGAACAACAGAGGAAGAGAGGACUGUCUGAGGGAUCUCUCCACGUGCAUUGUGGGAAAACGUCGUCACUGUGGACUCAACUGCUGACUUUACUAGAUAUCAAGGCAAAUUGUUGCCUGAUAGCAUCCCUUAUAAAGAGGGAGCUUUUUAAUAUCUCAACCGGAGUAGUCCGCGUGGACUCAGGUGCUCAGGUGAACGGUGACCAUUUUUGAAGCGUUUUCGUAGACAUAAGAAAAAGAUAAGCAUUGUGUACAGGUGUACAUGGGACUUAAACACGGAUGUGGUGUUCUUGAAGUAAAAUGCUCAAGUGUAGCUGCCAAAAUCUAUGUUUUGUUAGGAGUACAGAGCAUCACUUAUCAAUCGUUUGAGUGAGUAUACUAAUUUGUUUUUGGUGAAUCAUCCUUUUCUUAUUUAUUGUUCAUUCUUAGUGCUCUUGGCACUUUGUUUUACUAGUCGUCAGCCAGGAUUCAGGAGAAACGAACACAAAAUGCCUAGCUGCAGUCAACUUAACUUGAUUUAGACGAAUAACAACUGCAUUGCAGAAUAACUUGGGGUAAAAUUUUAGCAAGUCAAUCCUUGAAAUGAUAUCAGGGGCAAAAACAGCAGUCCGUCUCCAUAUCAUGUCCAUCAGGGGUCGUGUCGCUCCUUAAAGGGUCCAUUAUCAUGGAAAAGAGGGAGGAAAUGGUUUGCAUUCAUUUUGUAAAUGCCAUUCAUUCUGUCUUUUUACCCUAGAGUAAUACAGCAUUAACAUUUUAAUUCGGUCAACAAAAUGAGCUCAUACCUUACCAAUUGAAUUUCUUUUUUUUUCUAAGCAUGAAUUAAAAGUAAUGGAAAUAUUUUCUUAAAACCACAACAUGGACAUGGGCAUUUCUUUUGUCAAAGUGCAUUUCAGCCGUGCCGUUUUUUAUUUAUUUAAAUAAGGAGCUGUGCGCAUUAAACGCUCAUCUGGGAUUUACUGAAACAGUAGCGGAGCGCUGAUCCACCCCGGUGGCAGCUGACACCCUAACAUGAUUUAAUAGGCUCUUUGAUGUUGUCCAAAGUGCCUGGCACGCAGACCACAUACUGCGAGGCCUCAUGUGGGUUAUUCCUGGAAUAAAAAAAUAGACAGCAGCACGGGAGGAGCAUGGUGUCCAGUUUAGCUGCGGGCUAGCGAUAUUCUGGUGAACUUGGCCAGAGAUGGAGAAAGAUGAGAUCUGCUGCUGGGAUCAAUAUUAAUGGCCUUUACAGACACAAAACAGGGUAAAUAUUUGCCCUAGUCCAGGUUUUCCUUUCUUGAAUGUUUUCGUGUUUUUCAUUCGCAUCUACAUAUCAACAGUUUGUAAACCAACAUAAACGUAUCUUUUGGCUUUUUGAUAAUAUGUGGUUAUGUUUGGUUUGCCAUUAUGUUUUUUUUUUAAAUGAUAACACAGGAGCACAUGGAUCCUAUGGAUGCUAUGUAUCUGUACGUUGUUUAGUCACUAGAACCACUUGUACAAAAGAAAUGAGAUAAAUGAGGAAUUAAAACUAAUCCAGUCAUAAUAUCAGACUCACUUGUUAAUCUUUUUUUUUUCUGGAGAUAAAUGCAUUUGCAAACUGAUUUUUUUAUUUAUUUUGAGUAACAUUUAAAUGGUUCAAUAUUCAUAAUGACAACUAGGAAUGUGUGCUGGUCCAUCUUUAAAAGCACCACUGUACUAUCAUUGCUAAAUCCUUAAUCCUUUUUAAAUCUCCUGUGAACUAUUUUAAAGUCUGCAAUGUUCUGUUGUUGCACUGCGUACGUUUAUUGUCAUGGGGACAAACCUAGAAAGACAGUGUUAGUAGGUUUAAUUCAGGAAACGUUAUUUUUGUAAAACAACUGCAGUGUCUGUUUUUGUCCAUAUGCUGAACUCCCUUUUGUUGAGAAUUUGAGGUCAAAGGAAUAAGGUCUCAUUGAACCUGGGUUUUUCACCACAAGGCAGUUGUGUUCCUGUAUUGUCUCAUCGUCUUUGUCCCAAAUAAUAUAUCUUCAGUGUUAGACAUAAUUUCUCACUUCUUUCCACACAUCUGCAUCUUCAUACAGCUGUGAAGACCAUGGUAUCUAAACCACCAUUUCCCUUAGCUUCUUGGCUGUGUUGCGUGAAUAUUAGACAUUUGCUGUGACUUCUCUGAUGGUUCAGCGGUGACUUGCAUUACGAUAUGACAUGUUUUUAUAUCUUCAAAUGCCAUUGUUUGUAAAUACACUUGCUGGAGCAGCUCAAAUAAAUGAUUAAAUAAAUUUGUCAUUGUUGUAAGAAA